This is a messenger RNA of Sinocyclocheilus anshuiensis, 1265 nucleotides long. RefSeq names its product centromere protein K (gene cenpk). NCBI's taxonomy places the organism in Eukaryota, Metazoa, Chordata, Actinopteri, Cypriniformes, Cyprinidae. Bases 212 to 1000 code for a protein of 262 amino acids. The transcript has 10 exons. Gene Ontology annotation, biological process: mitotic sister chromatid segregation; kinetochore assembly. Gene Ontology annotation, cellular component: nucleus. The record is from RefSeq and is a predicted model, not a curated record.
AGCGUGCGACGCCGGCAUUACGUCAUGACGUUGUUGCUGGCGGUAUUUUUGUUUGGCAUAUACAGUGUUUAGUGCCAAAUUUCGGGUGUAGCAUAGCAUUCACUUAAAAGAAAAGCCAUUGAUGGUAAGUACCAUAGUGACUGUGUAAUUUGGGUUUACUGUGUGUUAUCGCCACAAAAUAUACACUCCAGCACCAUCAAAGCAGACAGAAAUGGAGCGGGAAGCCCAGUCCUCUCAGUCUUCAGAGGCUGCUGCAAAAGCAGUGUUGUUAGAGGAGUGCGAGGAGCAGUUUGGACUGCUUCAGAAGCUUCAAAAUGAGAUAAUUCUGGCAGAUACAGAGGCUAAUGAUGAUCAAUCAAAUGAGGCAGUGAAUCGCCUGAUUGCAAUCACAUCUGAGCUAGAGCAAUGGCAAGAAAUGGAACCAAAAUUGCUGACAACAAGUCCUGAAGUCUUAUUAGCAGUUGGUAAAGAAGAAUUGCAAAGACUCAACAAUCAACUUAAAAUGGUCCUGUCAUGCUCGCAAGCAAAGCUGGAUGCCCAGAAAAAGAUUUUGAAAAGGGAGCAGACAUGGCAAGCAGAGAAGAAAGAAGCAUUGAAUGCAGUGUGUGAGAAAAUCACCAGAUUGCAACGUGAAAACGAGAAAUCAGAGCACAGCGUUUUGCAGGAUAUGAAGAGAAAAAUUAACAAUCUGAAGGACUAUCACAGCAGUCUCAUGGAAAUGCUGAGCGACAUGUUAGCUGAGCACUUCCCACUUCCUGAUCCCCAAGGAAACGGCACAAAGAAAAAAAGAGCUGCUGCAUAUGAUGCAGAGAUUAACCUGAUUUCACUGAGUGAGAUUAUCGAGAGAUUGACCAAUAAAUCAUUAGAAACUCCUCAUGACCCUUAUGUGACUACUGAUGACACUUUCUGGCCACCAUACACAGAAAUGCUUCUUCGCAACGGUAUUGCAACACGACAUCCAGAAGAUUGCAGUAAAAUCCGUCUGGAAAAUUUUUUUUGAAUCUAAAGAGCACUUACCUGAAUCUAAUAUGAAAAUUAGAUUGUUUUGUAUGUCUACAGUUAAAUGUCAAUGUCUAUUUUUUUCUUUCAAAUUUGCUUUUGAAAGAUUUUUAUAUGAAACUUGGUCAUUGUGGUAUUUCAUCGCAAAUGGAUGUAUUUUUGAGUUGUGUGUCAAGUUCACAACUUAGAAUGCAUGUCUGUCUUCUAAAGUGUUGGUGGCUAUUUUUACUUUAUACAUGUAUGUACAUGUCAAAAACUGAUUUUUU